GGGCAGCCAUAUUUGUCUUUCUGUGCCGGCUGAAGGAGAGAUCCUGGAGUCAUGAGGGGAAUCAGGUCUCUUAACGUUCUCCCCAAACGUUGCUACGCUGCUGCCAGAAGGAGUGAAGCUCUGACCGAACCGCUCACAGUCCGCCAAAAACCAUCCUCUGCCGCUUCUCUCCCUCCUCAAAAUGUCCAGGUGUCCAAGCUCCCAAAUGGUAUGGUCAUCGCGUCACUGGAGAACUACUCCCCCAUGUCCAGUGUCGGCGUGUUUGUAAAAGGUGGGAGUCGCCAUGAGAGUGUGGAUAACCUGGGCGUCUCUCAUGUGCUACGACUGGCAGCAAACCUGACUAAUAAGGGUUCGUCUGCCUUGACACUCUGUCGCAGUGUGGAAGCGCUGGGAGGCAGCCUGAGUGUGACAUCAUCAAGAGAGACCAUGGUCUACUCCACAGACUGCCUGAGAGAUCACCUAGAGGCAAUAAUGGAGUAUGUGGUCAGCGCGACUGUAGCUCCGGAGUUUCGGCCGUGGGAAGUCAGCGACCUGACAGCCAGGGUGAAGGUCGAUAAGGCUGUGGCUCAGCAGUGUCCUCAGAUAGGCAUAAUUGAGAAGUUGCAUGAAGCAGCAUACAAAAAUGGCCUGUGCAACUCUCUGUACUGCCCUGACCACAUGGUUGGUCGUGUCUCCCCUCAACAGCUGCAGUCAUAUGUUGAGGACAAUUUCACCACUGGCAGAAUGGCUCUUGUAGGACUUGGUGUGAAGCACUCUGUCCUGAGGCAGAUGGGCGAGGGACUCCUGAGUGUCCGCACUGGGGCUGGAGCACCUGUGGCAAAGGCUUUGUACCGUGGAGGUGAGAUGCGAUUGCAGAACAGUGAUGACUUGGCCCAUGCGCUGAUUGCCUGCGAGGGUGGUGUGGCAGGUAGCGCAGAAGCUAAUGCCUUCAGCGUGCUGCAAAGGAUCCUGGGAGCUGGCCCACAUGUAAAGAGGGGUGCCAGCAUCACCAGCAAACUAAGCCAGGGGAUUGCCAAAGCUACCACACAGCUCUUUGAUGCCUCAUCCUUCAAUGCCUCAUACUCUGACUCUGGCCUGUUUGGCAUCUACACCAUUGCACAAGCUAGCUCAGCAGGAGAGGUGGUCAAAGCUGCCGUCGCUCAAAUGAGAGAUGUGGCUGAAGGAAACGUGUCAGAGGCUGACAUCACCAGAGCAAAGAACCAGGUGAAAGCAGAGUACCUGAUGUCAAUAGAGAGCUCUGAUGGCCUAAUGGAGGAGAUCGGCGCUCAGGCUCUGGCUACUGCGGUGUACCAGGUCCCAGAGACUGUUCUCCAGGCUGUAGACUCCGUCACCAAGGACCAUGUGGUCAUGGCUGCAAAGAAAUUUGUGGACAGCAAGAAGACCAUGGCAGCUAGUGGAAACCUUGUUAAUGUACCGUUUUUGGAUGAAUUAUGAAAAUAAAAUAAAGGAGCCGUUGAUUUUAACAUAGGCAUGCUGUGCCCGGCUGCUUGAAAAGGAAAGAGGAUCUCAAAGCCACAGCAGCAAUUCAUUUGAUGUCACCAAUCAUUUGUAGUCUGUCCUGCAGUAAGUGUAAGCACCAACAAGGAGCUGGAGAACCAUAAUGCAGACAUUUUGGCUGUUUUGUCAACUUAACUGUAUAUCUAUGUAAAUUAAAGUAAUGAAAGUAAUAACA
This is a messenger RNA of Scomber scombrus (Atlantic mackerel), 1672 nucleotides long. Its product is annotated as cytochrome b-c1 complex subunit 2, mitochondrial. The record is from RefSeq and is a predicted model, not a curated record. The transcript is spliced from 14 exons. NCBI's taxonomy places the organism in Eukaryota, Metazoa, Chordata, Actinopteri, Scombriformes, Scombridae. Gene Ontology annotation, molecular function: metal ion binding. Bases 52 to 1434 code for a protein of 460 amino acids. Gene Ontology annotation, cellular component: mitochondrion.